Molecule: messenger RNA, 1873 nt
Organism: Aphanomyces invadans
Lineage: Eukaryota; Oomycota; Saprolegniomycetes; Saprolegniales; Verrucalvaceae
Exons: 6
Coding region: 13-1473 (486 amino acids)
Molecular function (GO): 2-oxoglutarate-dependent dioxygenase activity
Source: RefSeq, a predicted model, not a curated record
GCAAAUUUGAAAAUGCAAAAGCGCAAGCGCGAGGACGACAGCGGCGGCGCGACAUUUGGGGGGUCCCGCUUCUCGUUCAACUUUAGCGGUGGAAGCGACAAGUCCACUUCAGAAACUGAGCUGGCCGCCACGGUCCUGAGCCAUCCCACAUCGGCGAGCAUCAAGCAACAGUGUGCUAUUGGUGAAUCCACGGUAUCGGCUGGCACUCUGGUCACCAUUGACUGGGCACGCAGCUCUUGGCUUCAGCUCUUUGUCCGUGUGGCUGGCGACGACACGAGAGGUAUUGAAGGUCAUGUGCAUGCUCAGUUUGUCUCUCUUCCCCUCCACGGCCAGCCCAACAAGCCGACAUUCACCUCGAAAGACACGACGUGGAGCUUUGACUCGGUUUUUGAUUCUGCCUUCGCCGGAUGCAAGUUGCCCCUCCACUUUUCGACAUCUCCAUUGGUCAUUGAGCCGAAUCUGCAGUCCUUGGUCUGGCCAUUGCACCUAUCCACAUUCCAACGCGAAGUAUACAACCAGAAAGCGCUCGUUGUGCACGGAUCGACCCACCGCCUUCAGACGUUGCAAGAAGACCUCCACGGCUUCAACGUGUCCGAGCUCAUUCAGAACGCAUCCAGGACGAUUGCCUGGCUCAAGCAGGCGUCGCCACCGCACCGCAUGCAGUACCUGGAUGUGUCGUCGCCAGACAUCGCCGCUGCCUGCUACGCCUCGGGCCAUUCACUUUACUUCAACCCGUCCCCAGAGGUUCAGGAGCGGUACAUCCGUGCCAUUUGCAGCGAUCUCGGGCUUAACUUUACGAGUGGGCUGCUUGACGGCGGCAUCGGCGGGGACAUCGAGCUCUUUGCGGUCCAGUCCAAGCACCACACGCCGUGGCAUUUUGACGCGCAGCACAACUUUACGGUCCAACUGGUCGGGACGAAAGAAUGGUCGUAUGCAAAAGGACCGCUGACCGACCCCAUGUCGAACCUGCACUUGUCGUCAUCCAACACGGCCUCCGUGGUCGACGACAUGUUGGCGCAUGCAAUGUCCGGGGCGACGGAUUUAAAGCCCCCUACGACCGAGAUUGAAACAGUGACGCUUCGGCCUGGGUCGGUGCUGUACUUGCCAGCGGGAUACUGGCACUCGGUCACUUCGUUCGACGAAGGCUCGUUAUCGAUGAAUUUUUCGAUUGACGGCGCACGGUGGAUGGACGUUGCUUGGAAUCGAUUGAUGCCGGCGCUUGCGGUGCAGCCAGCAUGGCGAGAACGCCCCAAUUUUUGUCAUGGGCCGGAAAAUGCACGAGCGCAGUGGAAAGCGCGGUUGACUGCGUUGGCAAAGACCGUUCAAGCGAUGGCGGAUGCUGUGGACGUAGUCCUACCUGACGCGCUUUUCCACGAACCGGACGGAGAAAGUGGGGGCGACGAAGCGGCUCCCUUGACGUUGGACGCCUCCGAUGGCACUGAGGUGAGUACAACGAGUUCACGGAGCAUGUAAAGACAUGCCCACGUAGACGAUCGCGCUUGAACCGUCGACUACUUUGACGCGGUCUCCUGCCCACGUGUCUCAACUGGUGACCCGAACCCCCCUCGAGUACACAAUCGCGAUGGGAGGAUUCCGAAGGUUUGCCGACGGGUGCAAAGCCGAGAGCCAAAAGCUGGUCCAGAUUCCUGAAGGCCUGCAAGACGUCGUCGAACACCUUCGCACGGAGCGUCCUGGUGCGUCAUGGGAUCUCGGGUCUCUCGAAGAGCGCGUAACGGACGCAUCCCUCCUUCCUCAGCUCCGCCGCUUCAUCGACAUCCUGCUCCAAUGCGGGUAUCUUCAAACGCUUCCAAAAUAUAGUGUAAAUUGCUAAUAGUGUGAGAGGUAAAUGUGAAUAAAAAUUGGUGAUUUUGCC